Plenodomus lingam JN3 is the source of this 1635-nucleotide messenger RNA. RefSeq lists its product as uncharacterized. The record is from RefSeq and is a predicted model, not a curated record. Gene Ontology annotation, molecular function: nitronate monooxygenase activity. Lineage: Eukaryota; Fungi; Ascomycota; Dothideomycetes; Pleosporales; Leptosphaeriaceae.
AUGGCUCCUUCUCUUCAAACGCCGCUCUCGAAGCUGCUAGGGAUCCAAUACCCCAUCAUACUCGCUGGCAUGGCACGAACAUCUGGUGGCCCCCUCGCAGCCGCCGUCUCCAACGCAGGCGGCCUUGGGGUGAUCGGAGGUCUAGGCUACACACCUGCCCAGCUCCAAUCCAUCAUAGACGACCUCAAAUCAAACCUUUGCGAUCAAUCGCUGCCCUUUGGCGUAGACCUCGCACUUCCGCAAGUGGGCGGCAGCGCACGAAAGACAAACCACGAUUACACACAUGGACAGUUGGACGAACUGAUUGAAGUCACUAUUAAGAACGGCGCAAAACUCUUUGUGAGUGCUGUUGGCGUGCCUCCUGCGCGGACAAUCAAGCGCCUGCAUGAGGCUGGGAUUCUGAUCAUGAACAUGGUGGGCCACCCUAAACACGCCAAGAAAGCACUCGAUGCGGGCGUAGACAUUGUAUGCGCACAGGGCGGCGAAGGCGGAGGACAUACCGGUGAUAUCGCGAACAGCAUCCUCAUCCCCUCGGUUGUCGACGUAGCCCGCCAAUACAAAUCCCCUCUGACGGGCGAGCCGGCCAUGGUGGUAGCAGCAGGCGGCAUCUAUAACGGGCGCAGUCUCGCAUCUUCCUUGAUGCAAGGCGCACAGGGUGUAUGGGUCGGUACUCGGUUCGUUGCUUCGACAGAAGCCGGGUGCUCGCAGAUGCACAAGGAACACGUCGUUAGUGCCGAUUUCACGGAUACCGGACGCACACUCGUUGUAUCGGGACGCCCGUUGAGAGUCAGGUACAAUGACUAUAUCAAGGAGUGGCAUGAGCGCGAGGACGAGAUCAAGAAGCUGACGGAACAAGGCAUAGUACCGCUGGCAAAGGAUAUGGAUGACGGAAAGGAUGUGGAUAUUCCCUUCCUGAUGGGCCAGGUUGCGGGAGUGAUUAGGGACAUCAAGCCUGCAAAGGAGAUAGUGGAGGAUAUGGUGACGGAGGCGGUAGAGAUGUUAAGGCUAGGGGGGGACAUUUAUUGGGGGUGGAAGCAAGUUGCAAGUGGACCUUGGAUGAUCGACACCCAGGAUCCCACGCCCACACCCCCCGACCAAGACAAGCCCAAUCCGCAACAAACCGCUUCUGCUCAGGAGACAGAGAGCAAGCAACCAGACCGUGAAGCAAAAUCUCAUCUGGACAGGCAAAAAAAACCUCCCCCGGCCUUGCCGUCGUCCCAUCAACACCACCGCACAACGACAUCUCUACCACAAUCAUCACAACUUAUUCUUACUUGUACUACCGUAUAUACCUUCUUUCUUCUCAUCCCCACCCGCACAUCCACCCGCCCAUCCGCCUCGCAGUUCCCCCAUCCACUAAACCUAGACGCACCCUUUCGCGUUGGCCAAACCCAAAAACCCCCAACCCAACCCGCAAAAAAAAACCGGCCGAAGAGCACGUCUCCUCACUCCCGCGGCGAUUUGUUGCGCGCGCGCCCGUCGCCGCCGCCGCCCCCCACUCCGAACCCCCCAAUAACGCGGCCGCUUCAACGUUAUUGUCGUUCUUUGGUCCUGGGGAGAUUCCAGGUCUCCGUUGUUGUUUCAUCUGUUCCGCCUCCCGCCUUUCGUUACACACGCGCGCGCGCGUGCCGGUAG